Messenger RNA from Boleophthalmus pectinirostris (great blue-spotted mudskipper), 2178 nucleotides. RefSeq names its product polypeptide N-acetylgalactosaminyltransferase 10-like. Bases 84 to 1919 code for a protein of 611 amino acids. The transcript has 12 exons. Gene Ontology annotation, cellular component: Golgi apparatus. Lineage: Eukaryota; Metazoa; Chordata; Actinopteri; Gobiiformes; Gobiidae. The record is from RefSeq and is a predicted model, not a curated record.
GAGCGUCGUCUCGGGAUUACCUCUCUCCUCUCCCUCGCCCUACACUCUGGUCCUCCGUGCGAGCGCUGUCAGCCCCGGGAGAGAUGAGGCGGAAGGAGAAGAGAUUACUGCAGUUCGCCGGGCUGCUCAUUGCCGCGCUGCUUUUCUUCCCAAAUGUCGGACUAUGGGCUUUGUACAGGGACCGAGUUUUGGACCACUCUCCGGAGAACGCGGCGGACGGAGCGGACGCGUUCAGCCCGAUACAGGUGAGCGAACCUCGGGGGUAUGCAAUGAGGAGGAUUGUUGAAGUGGGAGCAGACGGCGUGCGAAGGAUCGACUGGCAUGACUACGAGGCCAUGAAGAAAGACGCUUCACGAUCUGGUAAUGGUGAGCAGGGGAAGGCGUUUCCUCUGAGUGACGCAGACAGAGUGGACCAGGCCUACAGAGAAAACGGAUUCAACAUCUACAUCAGUGACCGCAUCUCACUAAACAGGUCCCUGCCAGACAUCAGGCACCACAAUUGUAAACAGAAGCUGUACUCGGAGAAGCUGCCCAACACCAGUGUGAUCAUCCCGUUCCAUAACGAAGGCUGGUCGUCUUUGCUCCGAACAGUUCACAGUGUCCUGAACCGCUCCCCCCCAUCUCUCAUCCAUGAACUCAUCCUGGUCGACGACUUCAGUGACAAAGAACACCUGAAGGGGGCGCUGGAGGAGUACAUGGUGCGUUUCCCUAAAGUGCGUAUCCUGAGGACAAAGAAAAGAGAGGGUCUGAUCCGGACUCGACUACUCGGAGCCGCCGCAGCAAAAGGAGAAGUCAUCACCUUUCUGGACUCCCACUGUGAGGCCAAUGUCAACUGGCUCCCCCCACUGCUCGACCGGAUCGUUCAGAACAAGAAGACCAUCGUGUGUCCCAUGAUCGAUGUCAUUGACCACGACAACUUUGGCUAUGACAUGCAGGCAGGGGGCGCUAUGAGGGGAGCGUUUGACUGGGAGAUGUACUACAAACGCAUCCCCAUCCCAUCAGAGCUACAGCAGGAUGACCCCAGUGAGCCUUUUGAGUCUCCGGUGAUGGCUGGAGGGCUGUUUGCUGUGGACAGGAAGUGGUUCUGGGAGCUGGGAGGAUACGACACCGGUCUGGAGAUCUGGGGAGGAGAGCAGUACGAGAUCUCAUUCAAGGUUUGGAUGUGCGGAGGCCGAAUGGAGGACAUCCCCUGUUCUAGAGUGGGGCACAUCUACAGGAAGUACGUCCCAUAUAAGGUCCCAGGAGGAAUCAGCCUCGCCAAGAACCUGAAGCGUGUAGCUGAGGUGUGGAUGGACGAGUACGCUGAAUUUGUUUACCAGCGUCGCCCUGAGUACAGACACCUGUCGGCCGGAGACAUGACGGCACAGAAGGAGCUCAGAGCCAAACUCAACUGUAAAAGUUUCAAAUGGUUCAUGAAGGAAGUGGCCUGGGACCUGCCCAAGCACUACCCCCCAGUGGAGCCCCCUGCUGCCGCCUGGGGAGAGAUCCGUAAUGUGGGCAGUGGGAUGUGUAUGCAGAUCAAGCACUUUGUCUCUGGGAGCCCCAUUCGUCUGGACACGUGUGUGAAGAGCAGAGGGGAGGUCAGCUGGAGCCACGGACAGGUGCUGACUCUGGGCUGGAGGGAGGACAUCCGUGUUGGAGACCCUCUACACACCCGUAAAGUCUGUUUUGACGCCGUGUCCCACAACAGCCCCGUCACUCUGUACGACUGCCACGGUAUGAAGGGCAACCAGCUCUGGAGAUACAGAAAGGACCAUAGCCUGUACCACCCGGUCAGUAACAGCUGCAUUGACAGCAGUCCCACAGAGAGGCGAGUCUUCAUGAACACAUGUGACCCCUCCUCUCAGAGCCAGCAGUGGAUCUUUGAACGGACCAAUUCCACCGUCCUGGACCACUUCAACAGAGGGGACCCUCACUGAGCACCGGACACAAGCCAAGAUGUCUUCCACCAAACACAGGCAGCUAACAGCUAGCUCAAACUACUGGGUAAGACUGGGUGAAAUUGCUACAAAUAAUAUGCUUUGAAUUUUACUUUCCUUGAAAUGAUUUUAAAUAGUUUGGCCGUAUUCAAAAGUGAGGAAGAUAAGAGUGACUACAGCAGAGGAGCAGCUUGGAAUUAUUUAGAUAACACAAGAGAUAGUGAAGAGGUGAGAGAGUGAAUACAAUAGUUAAAGAGGA